AUGGCCGAGGAGAACACAGCUCAGCACGUCCCUAUGGAUGUUCCUCUUCCCCCUGUACCCACGCGAGCCAUCUUCACCACGACACAAUGGAGGACCCUUCUAGCUCUGGCCGACGCCGUAAUUCCCUCCAUCCGUUCCCCCGUCAUGUACAAGUCCAAGGCGACCAAGAUAGUCACUUCACAAGAGAUGGAGCAGGCUCGUGCGACCUUGAUCUCCCGAAUCCCUAGCCCUGACGCGGCUACAAUCGCCGGCCAGUAUUUACGAGAGUCUGCUUCCUCCAAUAACACGUUCCGCGAGAGCCUGCAACGUCUGUUCUCGUUCUAUGUUCACGACGAAGGGUUGAAUGGAAUCAAGUUCAUUCUGAAUGCCCUUAAUACGCGACCCGGCUCUCUCCUUUUGACAGGAUCGCCAAUCUUGAUCCGGGACCAGUCCGUCGAUGUGCGUGAAGAGGUCUUCCGAAGCUGGGAAACUGCCCGGCUUAAACCACUCCGAGCUGUCUACCGGGCCUUGUCUGCCAUCUUCAAGAAGACCUGGAUCUCAACUAGUCCAACUCUGAACCUAGCCCUCGGUUUCCCUCGAGUCCCAGUCUACGGUAAGCCUGUAGACGGCUUCAAGUAUGAAUUCUUGCAAUUCCCUCCAGGUGACGAUCUCGAGAUCAUCGAGACCGACGUCAUCAUCGUCGGUAGUGGCUGCGGUGGGAGUGUUGCGGCCAAGAACCUUACCGAGGCUGGGUAUAGGGUAAUGGUAGUGGACAAGUCAUAUCACUACACGUCCAACCACUUUCCCAUGGAUGCCAACGAGGGCUUCAUCAGCAUGUUUGAGGCAGGCGGUGGUAUUGUCAGCGAUGAUGGGUCCACGGUCGUUCUGGCGGGGUCCACUUGGGGUGGCGGUGGCACAGUCAACUGGUCCGCUGCUUUGCAGACGCAGGGAUACGUACGUCAGGAGUGGGCAAAAGACGGACUGUCAUUUUUCACCAGCCAAGAGUUUCAGAAGUGCUUGGAUCGUGUCUGCGACCGGAUGGGUGUGGGAAUCGAACAUAUCGAACACAACAAGGCCAAUCGCCUAAUCCUCGAAGGCGCUCGCCGACUGGGCUAUUCCGCCAAAACGGUGCCCCAGAACACAGGCCAGAGCCUACAUUACUGCGGUUACUGUACUUUGGGCUGUCACACAUGCGGCAAGAAAGGUCCUACGGAAACGUUUCUUGCCGAUGCCUCUCGAGGAGGAGCUACGUUCAUUGAAGGCUUCCGCGCGGACAAGAUUUUGUUUGAGCAGAAACCAUACGGAACAGUGGCCUCGGGCGUGGAGGGAACAUGGACCUCGAGGGAUUCGUAUCUAGGGCUGACGGGGCUUGGUGCUGUCAAGAGAAAAGUGGUCAUCAAGGCGAAGCGGGUAGUUGUGUCCUGCGGCUCCUUGCAAAGCCCUCUGCUACUCAUGCGCAGUGGAUUGAAGAACCGGCGCAUCGGCCGGAAUCUCCAUCUUCACCCAGUUGUUGUUGCGGGCGCCGUCCUCAAUGAAGAAGUUCGACCUUGGGAAGGAUCCGCGUUGACCACGGUCGUUAACGAGUUCGAGAACCUCGAUCAAAAAGGCCAUGGCGUCAAGAUCGAGGCAUUGUCCAUGUUGCCUUCUGCCUAUCUUCCCCUCUUCCCCUGGCGGGGCGGACUUGAUUACAAGUUAUGGGUGCUCAAUCUUGCUCGAAGCGUUGGGUUUAUCACGCUCACUCGGGACCGAGACGGUGGACGAGUGUACCCAGAUCCUGUGGAUGGAAGAUGCCGAAUCGAAUAUACGCCUUCUGCUUAUGACCGUAAGCAUAUGCUAGAGGCACUUAUCGGCGCUGCCCACAUUGCGUUUGUUGCCGGUGCCAAGGAGUUUCAUACGACCUGGCGAGAAUUGGCCCCAUACAUCCGCCCUGAGAUGGCACCUGCGGAGGCUGCAGAAGGCACCAACAGUGCAUCUUUCCAAGCGUGGCUUGCUGAUAUACGUGCCCACAAGGUGCCGCUUGCUCCCGAGCGGACACAGUUUGCCAGUGCUCACCAGAUGGGAACCUGUCGAAUGGGCACCAGCCCUAAGACCAGUGUGGUCGAUCCGGACUGUCAAGUGUGGGAGACUCGGAGCCUAUACGUGGUGGAUGCGUCGGUGUUUCCCAGUGCUAGCGGUGUCAAUCCUAUGAUCACCAAUAUGGCGAUUGCCGACUGGGCCAGUCGGAACAUUGCUAAAUCGCUGGGAGACAGUCGUGAAGUACACCCGAUGGCCAGGCUGUGAGCUAUUUGAGUCUGUUUGUGUCAUGGGCGUUUCGGGGCUGGCCCCUCUUAUUGUUAUGUUCAUCCCGCUUUGUGAUUCAUGAAUGAUAG
This is a messenger RNA of Aspergillus saccharolyticus JOP 1030-1, 2348 nucleotides long. RefSeq names its product long chain fatty alcohol oxidase. Gene Ontology annotation, molecular function: FAD binding; long-chain-alcohol oxidase activity. Lineage: Eukaryota; Fungi; Ascomycota; Eurotiomycetes; Eurotiales; Aspergillaceae. The transcript has 3 exons. Bases 1 to 2259 code for a protein of 752 amino acids. The record is from RefSeq and is a predicted model, not a curated record.